AUGCAGCAUGUUCAGUUUCAUUCAAAAUUUGGUAACAAUCCAGACAAGGCGAAAAUUUCCGAAAAAACCUACGAUCUUCUUAAUUUCCUGGGAUAUUCGAAGAAGGAAUCAACAGACAGGGUGAGAGUUUUUAACAAAAUAUCGGAAGCAAUGAGACGGACUUUUAUUGCACUCUCUGGUUACACGCUUAUAAAGAAAAUUCUGGUUGGCAGCAAACGUGAAGGGAUUUCUCUUCUUAGAGAAAGUGAUACAGAUUUAAUGUUUGUAUUUGAGAAUAUUGUGUGUAUUGAGACGAAAAGAUAUCAUCCUCAGAACGGAACGGAUGAGUUGUUAGUUUACACUGAUAAUCGAGAAACGCCGCCUGGAUAUACAUUACUAUGUCUCCAUGAAGAUAUUACUACCAAUCAAAAGUUUGUUACGGAAUCGGUAGUAAGGAAGAACGAGAAACUGUAUCUAUCUAGUACCUUAUUUCUUGAACAAAAUGGAAAGAAUCUACGCACUAGUACAGGUUGGAUCGAAAGCUCAUCUAUAAGGCUUCCAAGACGUGGUCCAUCUUUACCAGAAACGCUGAAAAAUGCCCACUGGUAUGAUCAUAUUUUGAAAUUAUUUAGUGGAGAGGCAUUUAUCAGCAAAAAAGAUUGCACUCCAGCUUUGAAGUUUAAAUCCGCAUCUGCUGUUAAAGAAUGGGCAAAUAGGAAAAGAUUUUACAACUGGCCUACCACAAAAAUGAUCAAACAUGCGAAAUCUAUCCAAUUGUUCCUCGUUCCAGUCGGCGAGAAAGGAUCAUCCGAUUCAGAUUUACAAUGGCGUAUAAGUUUUAUCCUGAUUGAGAUAUAUUUGGUUCAUCAAUUUAGUGAUAUGCAGAUUAAAGUUCUUGUUGUCUUGAGGUGGAUUGCUCAAAACGUUUUGAAGCCUAUUUACGAAGAAAUGUCUUCAUAUGUUAUGAAAAAUAUUGUGUUUUGGUUGUCAGAAACGACCAAACUUAAAAAGGGAAGUAUUUUGGAUCAUCUGAAAACUUCUCUUGCUAUGCUGCUCAAGUUUGUAAAAAAACGUCAUCUGCCUUGCUAUAUGCUUCCCGAAAGAAAUCUUCUUGUCUGUUUGGAUGAUGAGACACAGAUGUUACUUGCAUGGAAACUAGAGUCAAUAUUAAAAAAUGAAGUAUUGGAAGCAUGUAAACACUUUGUUUGGGAUAGGCACUUUGAACUUCUAAACUCUGAAUAUCUGACAAAUUCCGAAUUUUCUCGCUACUUAAUGGCAUCUAUAGAGGUAUUGAGCUCGAUGGCGAUUGGUUACAACAAAUGUACAACUGCAUUAGGUGCGCACUUGUAUCUUGCUAAAGAAUAUGUAAAAUUCGAAGAGGGGUCAACAUUGAUGGGAAGCUUAUUUGCAAAGUUUGUUCGUACAAUAAACGUAAAACAUGAAGUGAUUAUGAACAGUGAUCCACGUUCGACUUUUAGUCUGCCUUCGAUCUUGAUCGUCAAGACUAUGUUAUUGAAUUUGGGUUGCAUUGUCAUAAUUUUGCUUCUUAUGUUUGGAUUUGAUUCGUACGUGGAUAAAACACCAAUUGUGACCAAACAAACAUGCUGAAUAAAGUAGAUAUGACCUUGACAUUUAAAUAACGUUGACCGUCAAGGUCAGAUGAUUGAAUUGUGCUUAUAUUUUCUAACUUUGUCAUUUAUUUAUCGAAACAUUUCAAUAACAAGUGCGACUAGUUACAAAUUAUGACAAAGUUUAUUGACAAAUCUGUGUAACAGUAUACAAACAGAGAUAAAAAAAACGCCCUUACAAAGUAAAUUAAGUUAAAAAUAAAGAAAAUAAUUAUAACAAAAGAAAUAUUUGGGAUGGCGGGGAGGGUUCAAAUCGACUAAGAAUUGUGAAAAAGCGCGAAAACCACUGAAUAAAGUAAUGCGGAGAAAUACACCAAAGUCAAUAACCCAGAAAAUGAAAGGGUCAAAAAGUAUGACAAACCAACAAAAACUGUUUUAAAUCAAUAAUUAAAAGAUUUUAGAUAAAUAAAAAAAUACUCUAAUUUUUAUAUAUAUAAUUUUUACUUGAAAUUAUUAUUUAGAAUAUUAGAAACUUAUUAAUGAAAUUUUAUUUUAAAAAAAGAUCAAAUUUUUUAAGUAACAAACAACAUAGAUUGUUUGGAAAAGAAAAAGAUCUGUAUUAAAAAAUUAAUUUCUUCAUUUCCUUUAAUUGUAGUAGAUAUUUCACUAUUAACUAAAUGCAAAGAUUUAAAAAAAAUAUAUGUAACAUGGAUAUAGUCACAUUUCUGUUCCCCUAUCUCUGCUAACAUAAAGUUUUUAUCAACAAUAUGUGCUGUGUAUGUCUGUUAUUUUUGAAUGACUACAUGUAUGUUCUCACAUUUUUCAAUCUUAGUUUUAAUAUUGAUGACAAAACAUGAACGUGUUCAA
Molecule: messenger RNA, 2414 nt
Organism: Ruditapes philippinarum (Manila clam)
Lineage: Eukaryota; Metazoa; Mollusca; Bivalvia; Venerida; Veneridae
Exons: 1
Coding region: 1-1587 (528 amino acids)
Source: RefSeq, a predicted model, not a curated record